AUGAGCAUUCGCGAGACCAAUCUCGACGGAAUCCUUCCUCUCGUAGCCAGAGGUAAGGUCAGAGACAUCUACAAAGUGGACGAAGAGACGCUACUUUUCGUGGCCACGGACCGGAUUUCCGCCUACGAUGUGAUCAUGGAAAACACGGUACCCGACAAAGGUGUCCUGCUAACGAAACUGUCAGAAUUCUGGUUUUGGUACUUGAAAAACGACGUGCGCAUCCAUCUGGUGGACAUCCCAGCCGGCAAGACAAUUUUCGAUUGCUUGCCUGCCGAGCUCUCCCAGCCCAAGUACAAGAGCCAACUGGAUGGUCGGUCGCUUCUCGUGCACAAGUUCAAGCUCAUUCCGCUCGAGGUUAUCGUUCGGGGCUACAUAACGGGCUCUGCCUGGAAGGAGUACCAAAAGCAGGGCACAGUGCAUGGACUACCCCAGCCUCAGGGCCUGCAGGAGUCCCAAGAGUUUCCAACGCCCAUUUUCACGCCGUCUACGAAGGCAGAGCAAGGAGAACACGACGAAAACAUUUCUCCUGCUCAGGCUGCUGCGUUAGUGGGACCUGAACUCUGCGACAGAAUUGAAAAAUUAGCCAUCCAACUCUACUCUAAGUGCAAAGAAUACGCCAAAUCCAAGGGAAUCAUAAUCGCAGACACCAAAUUUGAGUUUGGGAUCGACAAGUCAACCAACGAGAUCAUUUUGGUCGACGAAGUGUUGACGCCAGACUCAUCUCGUUUCUGGAGCGGGAAAAAUUAUGUCGUCGGAAAACCUCAGGACUCUUACGACAAGCAGUUUUUGAGAAAUUGGCUGACCGAGAACAAGGUCGCUGGCGUCGACGGUGUCAAAAUGCCCGAAGAUAUUGUUCUGAAAACAAGAGCUAAAUAUCUUGAGGCUUACGAGGUUUUGACGGGCGAUAAGUUUUAA
This is a messenger RNA of Lachancea mirantina, 915 nucleotides long. The record is from the annotation of a GenBank genome assembly. NCBI's taxonomy places the organism in Eukaryota, Fungi, Ascomycota, Saccharomycetes, Saccharomycetales, Saccharomycetaceae.